This is a messenger RNA of Galendromus occidentalis (western predatory mite), 3039 nucleotides long. RefSeq names its product breast carcinoma-amplified sequence 3 protein rudhira. The transcript has 13 exons. The record is from RefSeq and is a predicted model, not a curated record. Lineage: Eukaryota; Metazoa; Arthropoda; Arachnida; Mesostigmata; Phytoseiidae. Gene Ontology annotation, cellular component: cytoplasm. Gene Ontology annotation, biological process: autophagy; response to starvation. Gene Ontology annotation, molecular function: protein binding.
AUGUCCGCACUUGGUACGCGGAACGGGGGUCCGCCGCCUUCUGAGCAAGUCAUCUCACCCACCUUGGUUGAAAGGUACGAUUCUGACGUCGGAUAUCGUCUUUGCAGCGGUGUUGAAGAUCGCUCCUACGUCGACAGCGUAGUCGAGAUGAUCUCGGACGUAGUCCCCGUAGGCGUCAACUCGGGUCCAGCCGGACGCAAAGGCUACCGGACCCAUGAGCAUGUCAACUGGGUCAAAAUGGUGAACACUGACGUGCUGGACGACUUUGAAACCCUCGUGGUCGGCAUGGGUUACGGGGACGGCAUUCAGUUGUUCGCGCUGCCGACGAACGGCGUUGCGAGAGUGAUCCUCUCGAGACGAAACUCGAGUCCAGUCAAAGAUUUUUGUAUGCUUCCGGCACCACCGAAGGAGACCAAAUGAAAAACCGAUAUCUAUACCUUAGACAGGCCCUUAGUGGCAAUUUGUGAAUUGAACACAAUAUCGAUUCUUGCCGUGCACAGCGGAGCGUUCCGUCAUUCCUUGAACCACAACGCGCAGAAGGUGGUAGCGUCUCGGAACGCGCUUCUGGCCGCCUGUCCCAUGCAGAUUUCUGUUUUCGGAGCUCAUGAUUUCAGUUUGCUCUUCGUCUUACCUACUGCCGGACAGGUGCCCGUAGCGAUAAGCUGCAGAUGGAUCGCCUACGCAGAAAAAACCUUGUCGACGUCUUAUGCAACGCCGGGUGGCUUGUUGAGUGAUGAUCCGACAUCGGUCACCGUUACGGUUAUGCAGGCAGCCAAAAGUAUCAAAACCGGUCUCACCAGAUUGGGCGAAACAGUGACUGGCAGCUGUUCCCCUCCUCGCAGAAAUCCCGCGACUUUCAGUCAAGGCAUCGUCAGUGUAGUUGACGUUCUAGCAACGGACACCGAUAGGAAAUUGUUACAUUUCCAGGCUCAUCGUGAUACGAUAGCGGCGAUCUGUUUCGAUCCUGCCGGCAAUUUAUUGCUAACAGCCGACAAGCAGGGCCGUCGCUUCCACGUCUUUCGUCUUCUUCCGCAUCCAGGAGGCUCCGCUCACGCCAAGGUCGACCAUUUGUAUGUGUUGCACCGAGGUGAUACGACCGCAGCCGUCUGGGACAUGGCCUUCUCCCUUGAUUCUCGAUGGGUCUCAGUUUGCACGGCUCGCGGUACAGUGCACGUGUUUCCAGUGGCGCCGUACGGAGGGAAAGCCUCCGUGCGAACACACCUGUCGAAUCGCGUAGUCAACAAACUGAGUAGAUAUCAACGGAGCGCAGGAGUGGAUCAAGACCACGACAUGCCGCAGCUAGUGAAUCCUGUGGCUCAGAUUCGACACAGCCUGGCUAGUGGCGAUUGUGAUGCGGGAUCUCGCAAAGGAGAUGGAAUGCUAUUAUCAAUGGGUUUCUCGUCUGCCAGAGCGUGUUGGCUCAACAACAGCAAAGUGCCGACUCACGCUCCCAAUCAGGACUCGUUAUUCGCCGUUACCACCGCGGGACUAUUGGUCGAGCACAUGCUGGAGCUCCGGCCGCAAGUCCAUGACGGCGCGGGAGCCCGACCGAGUGAUCAUGAGCUUGGCGUAGACGUGUCGGCGAAUCUCGUCGCUCACUGGCAAUUGUUGGCUCCGAACGCCAACGCUAGCAAUGCUGUGAACUCAGCCCAACAGGUUUGCAUGGCGCCGAACAGACGAUCCGCUGAAUGCACCGCCGCUCAGACCGGCUGUUGGAUGAGUCAGGUAGAAAUCGUUACCUACGCAGCCCCUCAUCGAAGGCUCUGGAUGGGACCCCAAUUCUCGUUCCGGCCUGGUCAUCUGAAGCAAGGAAGCUUACUCGUGAUCCAGGAUGCCGCGGUCGAUGGCGGUCUCGUUGAGGUCGAGUCGUCGAACGAACUCAUCGCCGAGCAUAUCGCGGAGGCGAUGAAUGAACAGUCCGCAAUAACAGUGCAUUCAUCGGCGGAUUCACUCUAUCAUUCCCCGAGUCAGAGCUCCGAGCACCUGCUCAUAUUUGACGGCGACCUAGAUUCAUUGUAGAUGCGCCGCCGAAAAAUAUUCUGCCAAAUCAGAGUAUAUGUCUAGAUGACAUGCUUGUUGGAAUUCGGAGUCCCGGUCCCUAUAGAAAUCUCUGAUGUUUCGUAAGGAAAGCGAUCGAAACCCAUAGGUGUCGUCGCAAUUGAGCUGCAUCUGACAUAUGGGAAGUCGCUCGAUUCCGACCUGUAAUCUCGACGUGUCAGAAUCGGAAACAGAGGAACUCACCCUCUGAUGAGUUCCGGUUGUUGUCUCCCCCCGGAAAGGAGUGGGUACCUUGAGGACGUUAGCGAGACUUAUAGGAUCCGAUGAUAAGUUCAUGCGGGAACCCUACGCGUCCCGUGCAUGUAAUCCCAACCCCAUGCUAUGAUUUGUAGAAACGGUGAUAUUUCUUCCUUCUCGAAGUUUCUUUGGCGAAAUCCAGCGACCGCUCUCUGCGUUCCCAUUUGGUAGUCUCUUUUGCCAUCUAUUGUGAAGCUUCUCUUGAAUUUCUGAUUAUAGAGCGUUCCUAGGAGCAUUGUAUAAAUAAUUAAAGUAUUAAGGAAGCGCAAACUUCGCAAAAAAAAGCGAAAAAGAGAUCACUCAGAAACAGCACAAACAAAUAUAAGAUGAAUAAAAGCUACGCAGACAAGGGCGUAUAAAGCUCGAAUCGAAAAUGAAAAAAAUUCGGAUUAUGAUGGAUUAUAGCACCAGAGUUGUGAUAUGAGAGGGAAGUCUCUCCCCGAAAACAAAGAUAAUGUCCCAACGGUUAUCGGAACGAAACUAGUCUUAUUUCCCCAAUGAGCAAUACGCGGGCGGACUUCAAUACCCGUAUGACACCGUUGAGGAACGAUUCGCUGAGGGGAAAAGUCUCCGAUUCAAGCUUCGGCUUUUGACUCAAGCUCGUUCCUUCGAGAACUCGGUGCACAGAACGCGAAAGUAGCGCGGAGAUUUAAUUUUCAAUCGAGAUCAGUUCUAUCUUCUGAAAAAUUCCGGAAAUCGGAUAAAAGGGCUUGUCCUCUUAUAUCGCAACUCCAGUGAUUAUCC